AUGUCCGACGAUUACGACAGUUUCCAUGCGAAUUGGUUUUUCCAGUUCGUUUUUGCUGCUACAGCUUCAACAAUUGUCUCUGGAGCUGUUGCCGAACGAACUCAGUUCGGAUCGUACUUGAUCUACUCGACUAUUAUUACCGGAUUCGUCUACCCUGUUGUCAGCCACUGGUGCUGGUCGGGCACUGGCUGGUUAACGGCAAGUGAAAUUUCGUCUUUCAAAUACUUGAGCUUGAGCUGUGAAACUGGAACCAUGGAGUAUGGGGAUCCAAUCGGUUUUAAAGACUUCGCCGGAUCAGCUAUUGUUCAUUGCACAGGCGGAAUCGCGGCACUCAUGGGAGCUAUUUUCAUUGGCCCUAGAAUCGGCAAGUUUUCAGAAGAAGGCAAUCGACGAGUUUCAAACGAUAUUCCCGGACAUUCAGUUCCAAUUGCUUCCCUUGGUGCUUUUAUCCUCUUUCUCGGAUUCUUGGCUUUCAAUGGUGGAUCUGUCUUGCAAAUAGUUAACGCUGAUGGAACGAGUCUUGAUGAUCAUGGCGAAGCUCUGGCUAUUUCAGUCGUCAAUACAAUUAUCGGCGGCGCAGCAGGCUCUAUCUUCGCACUUGGACUCAAUAUUUUAGUGCCAAUGAUCAAGGGAGAGCGAUACUACUGGUCACUCCUUGUCUGCAUCAACGGAGGCCUCGCUGGUAUGGUUUCCAUGUGCGCAGCCUGCAACGAGCUAAAUACUGGAGCUGCUUUUGGAAUUGGCGCCACCGCGGGAAUGACUAUCGAUGUCUUGCUCCAGUUCGGAAUCGACGAUCCGCUUGAUGCUUUUGCCGUUCAUUAUGGUGGCGGAGUUUGUGGAAUUCUUCUUUCCCCUCUUUUCGCAGCUUACGGUAUUGCCGCUUCUGCGAAUUGUGCUGAGCAAAGAGAAGAGUUUCCACUCAAAUGGGAGAUUUGCGGCCUUGACCUUCCUGUUAAUGAAGACGCUUUUAAAUGUGACUAUUCGGCCUAUAAACAAUUCACAUGGAAUCUUGUUGGACUCAUUGCCAUCACGCUUUGGUCAGGAAUCGUAGCCGGCGUAACUUUCGCCAUCCUUUAUUUCAUGGAUGUAUUGAGAGUUGACAUGGAUAUUGAAGUGCGAGGCCUUGACAUCAAGAAACACGGCGAGCCGGGAUAUCCUACUGCUGCUUAUGGACACGGCUGGGACAUAGAGGGUGAAACUAACCCUGCAACAGGCGCAAGUUCUGGCGGAGAUCAUGGACGACGGGAUAUCAAAACAUUAGCUGGUGCGGGAUUUCAAGACACUGUAGCGUCAGAUGGGCUUAUAGCUUUGGCGAUCGGUUACCGAAGAAAUCAUUACAAGAACCCAUCUUUCGCAACCGAAGAAACGCCUCCAAGUUCUCAUCAAGCUGAAAGCAAAUAG
This is a messenger RNA of Oikopleura dioica, 1401 nucleotides long. Lineage: Eukaryota; Metazoa; Chordata; Appendicularia; Copelata; Oikopleuridae. The record is from the annotation of a GenBank genome assembly.